Bipolaris maydis ATCC 48331 is the source of this 902-nucleotide messenger RNA. RefSeq lists its product as uncharacterized. Lineage: Eukaryota; Fungi; Ascomycota; Dothideomycetes; Pleosporales; Pleosporaceae. The record is from RefSeq and is a predicted model, not a curated record.
UCCAUCACCCAGCUGACAUCCACCUUCGCUACAACCUACUACUACAAUAUCAUCAUCAUAAUAAUCUAAUAAUCAUCAACCACCACCACCAGCAAUCAACAUGAAGUUCACCACCGCCGCCAUCGCCACCAGCGUUGCUGCUCUUGCUGCCGCCAGCCCCCUCCAGACCCGUGCUGACGACACCCCUCUCUUCUGGACCUCGCAGCUCUUCGCCCUCGCCCCAGGCACCGACUUCGACGGCAAAUACCUCCAAGCCGCCAGUGGCGGGCUGCUCAUCGGCCUGAAGGACCAGGGCGCCUCGUGCGGCCCCGAUCCGCGCAACUACGCAACCUUUGUCUUCGGCAACAACACGCUCUCGCUCUACACGGACAACCCGCCACAGAACUUCUACACCGCGCCGGGUGGCAUGGGCCAGGGCAACAUUCGCUACACCACGGGCGUCGAGCCCGCCCCGAGCAACACCCUCCGCGACGGCUUCUUCAUCGACAACCACGGCACCCUCAAUAUCCAGUUCACCCCUACCGGCCCAGUUUACGGCCUCCAGGCUUGCCCCAUGUACAAGGCCCCCGGCCAGUACUCCGUCUGGAUGGAUGAAUUCGAGCACCCUGCCGGCCAGAACUGCACAAAGUUCCAGGCUCGCGUCUCUAAUGACUUCAACCCGGAGAAGUGCCAAUACACUGAGUAAAGAGCGAGAUAUGUACAUUUUACUCUUGUGUUUUUUUUUGUUUUUCUGGCCUGAACAAAAUAAAAAAAAAGUUUGUGCUUGAAAGCUAAAAAAUGGGGUAAAUGCAUUUGAUGGAAGCGUCCUUUGUACAUAUGUGGAGGCCGUAGGACACCUCUUUUUCUUCUUCUUUCUUGCUAGAUAUGAUAUGACAAAAUGAAUAGACAUGGUACUUUCGUCA